This is a messenger RNA of Penicillium malachiteum, 4623 nucleotides long. RefSeq names its product putative Rho guanyl nucleotide exchange factor. NCBI's taxonomy places the organism in Eukaryota, Fungi, Ascomycota, Eurotiomycetes, Eurotiales, Aspergillaceae. Bases 1 to 4623 code for a protein of 1540 amino acids. Gene Ontology annotation, molecular function: guanyl-nucleotide exchange factor activity. The transcript is spliced from 2 exons. The record is from RefSeq and is a predicted model, not a curated record.
AUGGCAGCCAAUGCAGGAACGCCUGGAGGCAACACUCUGUCGGACCUCCCGCUAGAGGAUCUCAGUCUUUACCAUGCCGUCGAUACAUACCUUUCUUCUGUCCUCAUUUUUUAUGGUCCUGUUGCGACUGCCAAUGCGACCGUGAGCAGUUCGCGCAUCCAGGCGCAUAUCUUUAGCCCCGCGGGGUUUCAGAGUUACAACCGAAUCACAAUAUCACCCGCUGCGCCACUUUAUGCUGCUGUUAACCACCUACCUCGCGAGAGACAAGGUGAUGCAGUUUGCCGAGCCCUUGCUGUCAGCAUGUUGAAAUACUUUGCCGAGUUAUCAGACCCUCUAAAGACUCAUUUGGUGGAUAAGGCGCAGCCGGCGCGACAAGGAAGAGUACCGAAGUUGUUUGAUGAGAUGCAUGCUGCAGAUUUGGCCAACCGUAUGACAAAAGUGGAGGAUUCUAUGGAGAUUGUUCGCGAUAUCCGCAAUUCAUUUCAGGAGCGCAAAGUCCCAUGGACGGACCUCGAUGUUGUGUUGCCAGCAGGCACUAUACAACCACCUCAGAGAAGGGAAAGCGCCGGCUCAGAAAUCGAAGAAGCCCAAAAUAGCCAAUAUGGCCCGUACACGCCUCUAAUAACGGCCUUGGGCGAUCCCAUGUUCCUGCCAACAUCCCGUCUCAAGCGGGCACCCUCACAAUCUACCAACGUCAGCAAGUCGAGAGUUUUCACGCGGGCUCAAAAAGAGUCUGUUCGUCUGACCAUGUGCGAGCUUGUUGAUACCGAGGAGCGAUAUGUGAGCAAAAUUUAUUCGCUUGUCCACGAAGUUGCAGACGAGUUUCGUCAGAAGGCUCAAGGGCGCGGUCCGUCCAGUACCAGUCCCGAUGAAUCCGCUUUGGAGGCCCUGUUCCCACCUUGUUUAAAUGAAAUUCUUGAUGUCAAUCUCGGAUUUUUGGAUGUUAUUCGACAGGUCCUCGACGAGACGGAGAGAGAGGCGCUUGACGAUAUUGGUCAAGAUACCGAGCUUCCUCAUCGAGGUGCGAGCCGGGAUAGUAGGGAUUCCAUUGGCGCUGUUGAAUUUGCGAGGGCAUUGCUUGAUUGGCUCCCUCAGUUUUCGCAGCCAUAUGCCGAAUACAUGCGAGCACACAAUAGCUUUACCCAAACGCUGAACUCGUUUAUGAAAGACAAAACUUCCAGCUUCUCACGACGAAUUUAUGAAACUGGAGAGCAGAGAUUACGGUCCCUUCUGAUGGAGCCUGUCCAGCGACUUCCUCGAUACAGCCUAUUGAUUGAUACCAUGACAGGCAGCUUGCCGUUGGUUCAUCCUGCCGUACGUCCUCUGCUGAAGGCCCGUGAUAUCGUGAAGGACAUUUGUGCCUUAGAAAAUUCUUCCCCGUCAGGCCAUGCCCAAAGUCUCCGGCGCCUGAGAGAGCUUGUCGAUGCGUGGCCGGUGAAACUUUUCCCGGAAGGUCGCUUGAUCACAGCAGUCGAUGUGGAUGAGAUUGGCCCUCCGUAUCAUCUGGAUAGUCAACAGACAACGAGCCCUGGUGCCGGAAUCAUUCUUCUUUACAAAAACUGCCUUGUGUUGCUUGGAAAGCCAACAGAAAGUCGAAGCACAGCGCGUGGUGUGUUGGCGGACAUUGAAAAUGCAGCUUCCACAACCAAUGAUAAUUCCAUGUCUCUGCCUUCCUCUGAACUGAAGGUAACACAAGUUAUGGAUCUGAAUUCUGUCCGCUGCAUGCAGUCAGCAUGUGGCCGGGUUCUUUUCAUUCUGCAAUCCUCAUUUCAGUCAGAUAAGCAUACGAUCGACAGUUCUCAUGAUGUUGUCGCAUUGGAAUUGACUUCAAUGUACGAAGGAAAAGCUAGUCGAUUGAUUGAGGAGAUUACCAAGGCAAAAAUCGAAGGUCGUUUCUCCGAGCAGGAGCGUGAGGGUGGUAAAUGGACAUUGCGUAGUCCUGCUGCUUCCCCUGGGACUACAAGUUUUUUGGCAUGUGUGUGCGAGGAUGGUGAAGGUGGCGCUAUUAAUCAAGCACGGUCGGCACCUAUUCGACUGGUCUUUGAUAAGCCCAAAGGCACAGCCAUGCAAAUGUUAAGAAACACCAGCUUGGAGAUUGUCAUAUCCAUAUCUCCGCCCAAUGGCGACCAGUUCAGAAUGGACGUCGAUUCCGUGGCUGGUGCACCAUCCACGGAUUUGGUUUCAGUGGAUACGUUUGUUGCAACUCUUUCUAAGCGGUUGCAAAACCUCACUUUGCCGUUAAACAGUCCUCAAAACCCAAGAGUUAUGCCUGCAUUGGUCCGGUCAAACUUUGAAAUACUUCGAUACAUUGCAGGCAGCUUGAUAACCCAAGUCAAGUCUUCUCGGGGCUUUCGGCCACCUUCCCCAACCAAGCUGUUAUCAAAUCUGCUAGGAGGUAGUCGAGAGAAUAUUCCUACUGUUAAGCACCCAAAUCCAGCAAAUCUGCUUGGCGAAUUCCCGAAAAUGCCUCCUCCAAGAGGUACCUUAUCCAGAUCCAAUACUCUGCCAUCCCAAUUUCCUGGGAAAGAGAAAGAGAAGGAGAAGGAAAAGGAUAAAGACAAAUCGGAAACUCCCAGCAAGAUAUCUGUUGUUGGAACUCCUGGUGCGCAGGGCCCUGAUGGACACCUUGGAUCCUUAGAGCAAACCUUUGCAGCCUAUGUGCUUUCCUUACAGUCUAGAAGUGGGAACAUUCUAGGACGCAUGCUUCGUGCUAGAGACACUGCCGACCGUGCUCCAGUAAAUGAACUUUACAAUAUCCUCCUCGAAGAUCCCUGCAGGCUGCAAGCUGCAGCAGAAGUCCCGGUCGACACUUUGUUUGUUGCUUUUGAGACAUUCAUGAAAAACGCGUGGAAGGGCGGCAUGGGCCCUGUCCUGGACAAGCCCUCGCUGCGGAAGCUCCAGAGCCAGUUUGAUACCAUGUUUCCACGUGAUUUUGAUGAGCAAUUUCGGAUGUUUUUGGCAGAUACCAGCCCACAGAACCGACGUGCACUAGCUGCGAUCAUCCGUCUACUUGCUGAGCUCCUAGAUGCGUCUGGUAAUGAUGGGGAUCGGGGUGCUUUAACUAUGGCAUUUGCCGAGGUUCUCGUUGAAGAUGGUGAUCCCGUGCAUCACGUCUCACUAUUAGACCGGCUAGUGGAAGACUUUGACAGUCUCUUUGAGGAAUUCAUCCCUGGUGGUAUCUCAAUCGAAGGAACAUUUACUUCUGACCAGACAAAGUUGUCACAAAAUAACACUGGAUCCGUGGGCUCCAAUAGUUCUUCAUUCAGAAAACGCUUUGGCUUCAGUCUUCAUAAGGAAAGUCAGAAGAUUGAGGGUGAAAGUAAGGUUGCAUCAAUCUUACGAACGCUGAGCAAGAGACAAAGUCCCGCAGACUCAGAGCCUAAUACGCCCAAGGGAUCUCUGCUUCGAUCCAAGUCGACAGAUGUGGAUGCUCGUUUGGGCUUACUGCGACCCGUCUCUCGGGAUCGUCCCUUGGGAUUUUCGUCAGAGGAGCACAUAUCGAGACCAGGAACCGGUCAUGGACAGCCCCCGUCUCUGUCAUCCAUCCGUGGAAUCUCGCAUGAUGGCGUGGUGAAGGUUCGCCGAAAGAGAAGGAGCUCAUUAUCAGACCUGCGGCCCCCGACUGCUUCCUCUGAGGCGUCCACUGCUUCUUCUACGUAUCAGCUGCGCCCAGUUACCCCAAGCGGUCGCUCACGCGGCGAUCCAACCACACCGAACAGUCAAACAAGGCCGCAGAGUAGUUACCUUGCAUCGUCACCUGUCAGGGAACAUCGCCAGCAAAGGAUAACUCUCCAGCUCGUCUCGGAUCGCCUAUUCGACGAAUAUCACCUGCGCGUCCUUCUACUCCGAGUAGAAAAGAGAACAUCAAUCCCAGGAUGCCUCAGUCAGAACGGGCAUCUAAAUCUCAGCGUGACAUUCCGGACUCGCCAACCCAGGAAACUAAGAGACGAUCCCGCGCCACCAGCAUUCCCCAACGGCCAACGGGAUUACGAGAAAGAUCCACUGUCAACACGGAAACAAGGCGCCCCCAAUCUGCAUCUUCAUCUCAGAGAACCCAGAAAUUACGGAUGCAAACUUCGUGAUCGUGUCCAGACUGAGAAGAGAGCCCAGGCUAUGUCACAAAUUGGACUGCGAGACGAGCUGACUGCUCUGGGUGAUGAGCUCCACUCAUUGAAACUAACACCGACCAACACGGAACCACCUGCAGAAUUGGCAGAGGCUUGGUUAUCAGGUAGAGCCGCAUCUUUGGAGGGUCGGUUCCGGAAGUUCGAAGAACGAUUUGACCAGGUUACUGGUGAAUACAAUGGACGCACCUCUGCGCUAGAGAAAGAUGUAGAGGCAUCUCUCGUAGUCAGUGAGAAGCGAGUCAAAAAACUGGACGAAUUGUAUCGAGAGGCUAGCGCCGAGAAUGAGGCUCUUUACGAUCGGUUCAACUCGGAGCUCAGCAAAUUUUCCAAAGACAUGCGGGCAGGCAGUGUAGAGGAAUCUCUGCAAGCGCAAUUGACCAAUGCCCUCGAAGAGAUUGGCCGCCUCAAGAAAGAAAAUUUCCGACUCAAGCGAGAGGUUGGAGGUCUUCGAGCCCAACAAGCUGCCGUUGCUCUUUUAAGAGCCAGUGAUCAAUAA